Molecule: messenger RNA, 1155 nt
Organism: Patella vulgata (common limpet)
Lineage: Eukaryota; Metazoa; Mollusca; Gastropoda; Patellidae
Product: galactose-3-O-sulfotransferase 2-like
Exons: 1
Biological process (GO): glycolipid biosynthetic process
Cellular component (GO): membrane
Molecular function (GO): galactosylceramide sulfotransferase activity
Source: RefSeq, a predicted model, not a curated record
AACAAAAAUCUGUCGUUGGAACAACAUUUAAAAUAUCGACAAGAUUUGUCACUUUUAGAUGUACCUGGCGAUGUUCAUAUUUUUGGUAACAGAAAAGAGAUUCAUCAUGUUGGUUAUCUAAAAGUACAUAAAACAGCAAGUACCACGAUGUUCAACGUUUUUAGUCGUUUUGCUCUAAGUCGAAAUCUAACAGUGGCUCUCCCUUUGAGGACGAACUAUCUCUCAUCAUCCCGAUCCCCCCGUUCAUGGCAGAUACAGCCACCACCAUUUAAUGAGACUUUUGAUAUGGUCUUCCACCAUUGCUUUUUUAAUGACAUGGUCUUCAAAUCACUGUUGCCGGACUCAAGUGUAUUUAUUGCGUCUGUUCGAGACCCUGUUUCAAGAUUUAUAUCGGCUUUUAAUUAUUUUCGUAAUGUGUAUAAAAGGAGUUAUUUAAAGCACAUAAACAGCGAGAAUAGACGUGUCCACCCAAUCCACGAGUAUCUUCGCAAUCCUGGGCUGUAUGACACGCGUAUGACGUCACCCACACGAAACGGAAUGGUGCGGGAUUUCGGAUUCCCACGAAAGUAUCUUCAAAACCAGACUUUGUUUGAAAGAUUUCUAGGUAAACUUGAUACUUUUUUUGACUUGGUUCUAGUUGUUGAAUAUUUCAACGAAUCGCUUGUUUUGAUGAAAAGAUUGCUAAAUUGGCAUAUAAAAGACAUUCUGUACACUCCUCUCGUUUCCGGUGAUUCUAGACAUGACGUAAAACUCACAGAAGACGAAAUCCAGACAUACAAACAAUUUUCAAAUCUUGAUGUCACAUUAUAUGAAUUUUUCCUUAAAAAGUUCAAACUAACAUUAUUAAAACAAGACGAGACCUUUUUUCAGGAAUUAAACUAUUUCAAGAAAUUGCUAGAUAACGUGAAAUCAUACUGUAACUCUGGAACUGAAGAGAUUUUUCAUGUACAGAAAUCAAAAUGGGAUCAAGAAUUCGUACUGAAUUUAUCGGAUUGCAAAUAUAUGAAAACAGGAGAAUUAGAACUUACCAAGAUUAUGAAAAGCAAUCAACAAAAACUCAUAUCCGUAGCUGGUUCAAACAAACAGUUUUCUCUAAACAACCUGGGGAGUUCAGGUUCAGCAUUUAACCCCUAAAAAAUAGCAAUAAAAUAACAU